AUGGGAGGAGGGCGAUGGCUUGUGGCUGUGAAUAACUGUGGCUUCUCAGAUACUGUGGAGGGCACGCCUGCCCCUUCUGCCCAGGCAAGCAGCCCCAGUAGGAAGCAUCCCCUGGGAAGAGAGGUGCUUCGUGUGGCCAAGUGGUUCCCACAUCCAUGCCUUCUAAGAUUCCCUUUGCUCCUGGGCCUCAAUGUUCCCUUUGGCUGGGAUCCCAUUCAAGAUAGAAUACUUAAAGCAUCAAGAAUAAGGAAGGAAAUUACAUAUAAAAGAGGGAUCUUAAGAACCAAUAUCAGAAGGCGCUGGAGUCAGGAUGGAGGAGAAUGGCGGGAGCCUUGGCCCUGGAGGAUCCUGGAUGAUUGUGGUGGUGCCUUCACCAUGGGAAUCAUUGGAGGUGGGAUCUUCCAAGCCAUCAAAGGUUUCCGCAAUUCUCCAGUGGGAGUAAACCACCGACUUCGAGGGAGUUUGACAGCUCUUAAUACCAAAGCUCCACAGUUGGGAGGAAGCUUCGCAGUCUGGGGAGUUCUCUUCUCCAUGAUCGACUGCAGUCUGGUUCAGGUUCGAGGGAAGGAAGACCCAUGGACCUCCAUCACGAGCGGGGCCUUAACAGGAGCCAUCCUGGCGGCAAGAAAUGACCCUGUGGCCAUGGUCGGCUCUGCUGAGAUGGGUGGCAUUCUCCUGGCUUUGGUCAAAGGAGCCGGUAUCGUACUGACAAGGUUUGCCUCUGCACAGUUUCCCAGGGGUCCGCAGUUUGCUGAAGACCGGUCCCAGUUACCUUCGACCCAGCUGCCACCCUCCCCUUGUGGUGACUAUCGGCAGUGUCAGUAGGACUUCUUACCCAGGAUCCCGUGACAGGAUGAGCUGUAGUUCA
Messenger RNA from Sorex fumeus (smoky shrew), 868 nucleotides. Its product is annotated as mitochondrial import inner membrane translocase subunit Tim17-A-like. Gene Ontology annotation, molecular function: transmembrane protein transporter activity. Lineage: Eukaryota; Metazoa; Chordata; Mammalia; Eulipotyphla; Soricidae. Gene Ontology annotation, cellular component: mitochondrial inner membrane; TIM23 mitochondrial import inner membrane translocase complex. The transcript has 2 exons. The record is from RefSeq and is a predicted model, not a curated record. Gene Ontology annotation, biological process: protein import into mitochondrial matrix. The coding region runs from base 1 to 825 and encodes 274 amino acids.